This is a messenger RNA of Phascolarctos cinereus (koala), 778 nucleotides long. The record is from RefSeq and is a predicted model, not a curated record. NCBI's taxonomy places the organism in Eukaryota, Metazoa, Chordata, Mammalia, Diprotodontia, Phascolarctidae.
CUCUGCCGCCGCCGCCGCCGCCGCCGCCAGUCGGAGGAAUCAUGUCUCGCAAAGGCAAAAGUGGUGUUUCUUCCAUGAAUGACGAGGAGGCCCUUAAUUUCUCUUCUGAGGAAGCAAAGGGUGAUGAUCUCCAGGAAAUUAAGAAGGAGUUGGUGAAGAUUGAAGAGAAGGUGGAUGCUCUGCUGGCCAGCCUGGAGCAGAUGGAAAGUGAUCCGAGUGAGCAGUGUGAACCAUACGUGAGGAACAGACCUGAGGAGGAGAUGGAGAGUAACAGUGCCGUGCAGGAAGCUGAUGCCAACAUGGAGAUGGAGGAGAGUGGAGGCACUGACGAUGACGCCGGCAACCAUGCUUAGGAGGGGCCCGCCUGGAGGAGGAGGACACGAAGAUCGAGGCAGGGAGGACCAGCUGGGGUGGCUCUAGAAUGAUGGCGGUGGCAGCCCUAGAGGAGUCAGAGGGCAACAGAAACACCAUUGGGGUGAGCAGCGUUCUUUAGUGCCUAUAGGGCCCAGAUGGAAGGCUUGCCCCUUCUUGUCACAGCCAGGCCCUUGUCCUAGAGCCAGCCUCCCGGGUCCUCUCCAAUUGUAUCUUUCAGCAUAUGCUCCCUGUUGUCCUCAACCUUACUCUCCCCAGGCUCAUUAGCUCCCCUCCCUGCUACAGGUGGCCCCUUUCCUGUUUGCUGUGGCUCCCCCUAAGAGUUUACAGUAAGGCCCCUGUGAUUUUCUUCACUUAACUCUUGUAACUUUUUUCGGGUUCCACAAUAAAAAGUUCUAUUGCUCUG